CAUUAUACAUUAUUCUAAAAGAGAGAGACAAAUAUUUUAAAUGUUAGAGAGAGAAUGAAAUGAAGGGUGAGAGAGAUUUUAUAGAUAAAUAAAAUAAAAAAAUAUAUAUAUAAAUAUAAAUAAAGAAGAACAUAGUACUAAAUGAAGAUGUUUGGCUUCUACUACAUCCAUUACACUUCUCCUCUUUCUUGAUGUUGAUGCUGAAGACUGAAUAAACACUGAGGUGGUAGAAUCAUAGGAACUAGUUCAGUGUGUUAAUUUUUGGUAAUAAGUCAUUGAUUUGGAUCACUUUGAAGGCUAUACAUAUGGCUAUGCAAAAUGUUUAUCUUAGAGAACAUGAAGGAACUUUCCACAAUUCUGUGGGACAGUAUUCAUCUGUGAAUUCAGCUCCAUGGUGGAAUAAUGCCUUUGGAUCAUCUCAAUCUGUUUAUGGGGGAGAUCAGUCUUGUGGACAAAUGAAACCCUUUUCAUUGGAGCUUUCUAACUACAUAGAUCAACUUGGUCCUAGUAAGCACUUAGGGAGAGGUGUUGAACAAUUGUUGGAUAAAGGACAUACAAACCAAUUUACCAUCUUUCCAGAUGACUGUAAGAUGUUAGGUGAUGCACAAAAUCAUCAAGCAACCUUAUCACUUCAGUCAUCGUUUGCUGUUACUGAGCCGCAUAAUCGUUUCGAGCUAGGAUUUAAUCAAUCUAUGAUAUGCGCGAAAUAUCCUUAUAUGGAUCAAUUUUAUGGACUCUUCUCAACUUAUGGACCACAAAUUUCGGGACGUAUAAUGCUUCCGCUUAGCUUGGCGUCGGACGAUGGACCGACUUACGUGAAUGCUAAGCAGUACCAUGGAAUCAUCAGACGCCGACAAUCCCGUGCCAAAGCUGUGCUUCAGAAUAAAUUGAUUAAACGUAGCAAGCCAUAUAUGCAUGAAUCGCGCCAUCUACAUGCAAUGCGGCGACCAAGAGGAUGUGGUGGCCGCUUCUUGAACACAAAGGUUUCUGCUAUUGGAAAUGGUAAAAGCGGGAGCGAAGUGAAGCAAAAAACUGGAGGCCUACAACUGCAGUCGAGUGGCUCUCAAAGUUCUGAAGUCCUGCAAUCUGAGGUCGGAACUUUAAAUUCAUCAAAGGAAACAAAUGGAGGAAGUCCAAAUGUGUCAGGGUCAGAAGUCACUAGCAUGUAUUCACAGGGAGGUCUUGAUAGCUUUGCUGUCAAUCAUAUCAGAUCUUCUGUCCACUCUUUGGGAGACAUGAUGGAUACCGAACACGGUAUCGUCAUGCCAACCAAAUGGUUUGCAGCAGCUGGCGACAGUUGCUGCAACCGUAAAAUUUGGUUGGGAAAGGAAAACAAAUGGAUUUGGUACAAUGUUAAUUUUGCACCAAACUCCAUCCUUUCUGUGUCUAGAUGAAGAAGCACAUGUCACAGUUUCUUGUGUUUACUGUGACAAAUUAGUUCUUGAAGACGGCUUCUCCAUCUGGUGCUGAGGCAAAUCAUUCUUGGCUUAUGCUCAGGCAACUCAUGCUUGGCUUAUGAAAAUUUAGUAGUAUUGUGUUUGUAUUUGUGUACAGGCCUGCUUUAGCAUGUGUAGACAUGCUUAAUGGCUUGGUAUCAUGAUGCAAUUAACUAUGAUGUGUCUUACUUUCUAUGUUAAACUAAGAACAUGAAUUCUAGGUAACAUGUGUGUGUUUUUCAUUAUAUUUUAUUAAGUUUGGUGUUUUGUAAUGGAUUUCUGACUUUAUGGAGUAAUGUAUCAUAGAACUUUGGCCUAUUACUCUAAUGAGAAAUGUCUAUUUUAUAUCA
Messenger RNA from Cicer arietinum (chickpea), 1786 nucleotides. Its product is annotated as nuclear transcription factor Y subunit A-10. The record is from RefSeq and is a predicted model, not a curated record. Gene Ontology annotation, molecular function: DNA-binding transcription factor activity. Lineage: Eukaryota; Viridiplantae; Streptophyta; Magnoliopsida; Fabales; Fabaceae. Gene Ontology annotation, biological process: regulation of DNA-templated transcription.